CCAAACAAAUUACUUGUUUAGUUGCCAUCCGAACGUGAACGACUGUUGAAGAUUUUUAUUGCGCUGAGACGAAUUACAAUUGUGAAAUGGGUAAACCAAAAAUUUAUUUUUCUAAUGGUCCAGCAUCCAGAUCGGUUGGCUUAACAGUAGAGGCCCUCAAGUUGGAUGUUGAAUACAUCACUGUCGAUGCUACUGCUGGUGAUAAUAAAACGCCUCAAUACAUCAGCAUGAAUCCUCAAUCCACUGUACCAACUUUGGACGACAACGGGAAAAUUGUUUGGGAUAGUCAUGCUAUAAUACGGUACUUGGCCACAGUUUACGGAGAAACGGACUCAUUAUGCCCGAAAGAACCGUUUUUGCGAGCCAAACUCGACCAACGCAUUCACUUCGAAGAUGGAGUCUUAUUUCAAAAGUUUGCUACCGUUGUCCGACCGAUAUUUCACGGUAAGGAAACCGUAUUCGAUCCGGAGGCUGUAACGGCAUUGUACGGAGCAAUCGAUUUAUUGGAAGUGUUUCUGAAAGAUGAUGCGUAUUUUGUUGGCAACAAUUUAACUGUUGCCGAUCUGUGCAUUUGUGCAACAUUGACAACGAUAAUAAAUUACUUUCCGUUGGAUGAAAGACGACAUCCUAAGUUGAUCAUCUGGCUAAAUAAGAUGAAACAACUGGAAUAUUAUGAGCGGGCAAACGGGCAGCCGUUAGCAAACUUAAUCAAAGCGAAUGAGGAACGAAUGAGAACAGAGAAAUCAAUGUAAUUGAAUAGCAAUCACAAAUUUGUUUGUUCUCAAAUUUUAUUGUCUAAUAAAUCAGUCAGCUUUUUCCGA
Bradysia coprophila is the source of this 821-nucleotide messenger RNA. RefSeq names its product glutathione S-transferase 1-like. The record is from RefSeq and is a predicted model, not a curated record. Gene Ontology annotation, biological process: glutathione metabolic process. NCBI's taxonomy places the organism in Eukaryota, Metazoa, Arthropoda, Insecta, Diptera, Sciaridae. Gene Ontology annotation, molecular function: glutathione transferase activity.